Molecule: messenger RNA, 645 nt
Organism: Loxodonta africana (African savanna elephant)
Lineage: Eukaryota; Metazoa; Chordata; Mammalia; Proboscidea; Elephantidae
Gene: HINT1
Product: histidine triad nucleotide binding protein 1
Exons: 3
Coding region: 112-492 (126 amino acids)
Biological process (GO): purine ribonucleotide catabolic process
Cellular component (GO): nucleus; cytoplasm
Molecular function (GO): hydrolase activity
Source: RefSeq, a predicted model, not a curated record
GAGCAGCGGUCCUCGCGCAGGCUUGGCCGCGCUGCCGUCCCUCUCCCGCUCGCCUUGCUCUUUCCUCCUCCGGAGCUUCUCCCGGAGCCGCGGCGCAGGAGGGAGACCGAGAUGGCAGAUGAGAUCGCCAAAGCUCAGGUCGCUCGGCCUGGUGGCGACACAAUCUUCGGGAAAAUCAUCCGCAAGGAAAUCCCAGCCAAAAUCAUUUUUGAGGAUGACCGGUGUCUCGCUUUUCAUGACAUCUCCCCUCAAGCACCAACACAUUUUCUGGUGAUACCUAAGAAACAUAUUUCCCAGAUUUCUGUAGCAGAAGAUGAUGAUGAAAGUCUUCUGGGACAUUUAAUGAUUGUUGGCAAGAAAUGUGCUGCUGAUCUGGGCCUGAGCAAGGGUUAUCGAAUGGUGGUGAAUGAAGGUUCAGAUGGGGGACAGUCUGUCUAUCAUGUUCAUCUCCAUGUUCUUGGAGGUCGGCAGAUGAAUUGGCCUCCUGGUUAAAAAUGCUUUGGGGAUAGUUUUCCCUUCUCUAGGCAGUGACCAGGUUUGCAUGUUUGAAUAUGUUAAAUGGAACAUUUGUUUUUGCCUGUGUAUGGAGGGAUUAAGGAAAUAAUUUUAAAACCCAUACAUAAUAAAAGACAUUGUUGCAUGGUU